AUGGCCGACAUCACCGAUCAACACGACCAAACCUCGCCGACUGAGCUCGACGAGUCACAGUCGGUCGGCAAUGGUGGUGGUGCUACAGAAUCUAGAGGCAUCAAACGCCAACGCGCGUCUGCUGGCGACGACGACGACGACGACGACGACAAGGGUGGACGUGAACGCCGCAAGAUCGAAAUCAAAUUCAUCAGCGACAAGUCGCGUCGCCACAUCACCUUUUCCAAACGCAAGGCUGGAAUCAUGAAAAAGGCCUACGAGCUGUCGGUCUUGACUGGCACACAAGUUCUUCUCCUCGUCGUGUCUGAAACUGGGCUCGUCUAUACCUUCACCACGCCAAAGUUGCAACCGCUCGUCACUAAGGCUGAGGGCAAGAAUCUGAUUCAGGCGUGUCUCAACGCCCCAGAGCCGACUCCGGGAAACGAAAACGGGGUCGAUGGUGGCGACCAGGUCGACUCACCCGAGGAAUCUGCCCCCCAGCAUCUUCCUCCCCAAGGCGGCCGACCGGGCAUGCCGCAAAACCCACACAUGCCAGGCGGCUACAUGCCCAACAUGCCCAUGGAGGCUCAACAGGCUCUCGCGUAUCAGAACUACGUCCAACAACGCAGCCAAGGGUAUGGGUCAGGGAUGCCUCCCCAGGGCGGCAUGCCGCCCAGCAACCAUCAUCAAUCAUGA
Messenger RNA from Ustilaginoidea virens, 675 nucleotides. RefSeq lists its product as uncharacterized. Bases 1 to 675 code for a protein of 224 amino acids. The record is from RefSeq and is a predicted model, not a curated record. The transcript has 3 exons. Gene Ontology annotation, molecular function: DNA-binding transcription factor activity, RNA polymerase II-specific; protein dimerization activity; RNA polymerase II cis-regulatory region sequence-specific DNA binding. Gene Ontology annotation, biological process: positive regulation of transcription by RNA polymerase II. NCBI's taxonomy places the organism in Eukaryota, Fungi, Ascomycota, Sordariomycetes, Hypocreales, Clavicipitaceae.